CGCUGAGUCAGCUCAGGCGGACCGGAAGCAAAACAAACAGCGGGGCGCAGGCGCAGAAGCAGCCUGAACUCGCGCUGCGGAGGCAGCUUAUUAAAAAUAAAAAGUUUACUUGAUUUGUUUUAUGUUCUUUGCCGGAAACUGAAGUCCGAAAGCUGUUUCAGCGAACGGGACACGAGGCCGCGCGAGACACGAGGCCGCGCGAGACCUGCAGCACUCGCGGAAGUGCAGUGAGAAAGCUAUGAAGUUCAACCAGCUGCUGGUCCUGUUGGUGGGCGGGGCCUUCUUCCUGGCCAUGAUGUCACUGUACCGCAUGCUGGAGAUGACGCAGGGGGUGAAGCUUCCGCACUCGGAGACACCAGCUGGACCGGAGGACAACGAUUUGUCCCGCCUUAAGCAGCAGAUUGAUAAAUUGGAGCGUCUCCUUAGCGACAACAACCGCCUGGUCGCUACGCUGCGCGACUCACUGUUUUCCCGCCAAGCAUCACGGGUAAAAGGAGUUGCGGCCAAUGUUAGCUCAGGCUCCGCCCACAGCCAAGCUGUCGCUCUGCCUGGCUGCCGAUUGGCCGAAGAGAUGAAGGACGGAGCCGAUGGAGUCCAGCUGCUGGACGUUUACGACCUGCUGCCGUUCGACAACCCCGACGGCGGCGCCUGGAAACAAGGAUUUGAGAUCAGUUACAAAGGCGACGAGUGGGACGAGCAGCCGCUGGAGCUGAUCCUGGUUCCUCACUCGCACAACGACCCCGGCUGGUUGAAGACGUUUGAGAAUUACUAUCAGGACCAGACGAAGCACAUCCUCAACAACAUGCUGAUCAAACUGACUGAAGACAGCAGGAGGAAGAUGAUUUGGGCCGAAAUCAGUUAUUUCUCCAAAUGGUGGAACAACAUCGACGAGCAGAAGAGAGAGAUGGUCAAACGCCUGGUGAAGGCGGGGCAGCUGGAGCUGGUGACGGGCGGCUGGGUGAUGGCGGAUGAGGCGAACUCCCACUACUUCGCCCUGUUGGACCAGCUGAUCGAGGGACACCAGUGGAUCCAGCGUCACCUGGGUGUGAAGCCCAGCAGCGGUUGGGCGGUGGAUCCGUUCGGCCACUCCCCCUCCAUGGCCUACCUGCUGAAGGGGGCGGGGCUUAGCAACAUGGUCAUCCAACGAGCUCACUACGCCGUCAAGAAGCACUUCGCCCAGCAACAGACACUCGAGUUUCUGUGGCGACAGAACUGGGACUCCUCCCCCCGUAGUGACAUCACGUGUCACAUGAUGCCGUUCUACAGCUAUGACGUGCCGCACACGUGCGGUCCAAACCCGGCGGUUUGUUGUCAGUUUGAUUUCCACCGGCUGAAGGGGGGGCGGGCCUCCUGUCCAUGGAGGAUAGCACCUCAGCCAAUCACAGAGCAGAACAUCAAGGAGCGCGCCCUCCUCCUGCUGGAUCAGUACCGCCAGAAGUCGCGCCUCUUCCGCUCGCCCGUCCUUUUCGUUCCACUCGGCGACGACUUCAGGUUCGUGGAGUCGAGCGAGUGGGACGCUCAGUUCGGUAACUACCAGGCGCUCUUCGACUACUUCGACCAGCACCCGGAGCUCCACGUCAAGGCUCGUUUCGGGACGCUCUCGGAUUACUUCGGAGCUCUUCAUCGGCGUCUGAACGCGGCAGGAACGACUCUGCCGACUCUCCGUGGCGACUUCUUCACGUACGCCGACCGAGACGACCAUUACUGGAGCGGCUACUUCACCUCCAGGCCGUUUUACAAGCGCCUCGACAGAACGCUCGAGGCAACGCUCAGAGCGACAGAAAUCCUCUUCAGCUUGACGUUAGCUGAAAUGCGGCGGUUUCACGGCGACGACCGUCUGGUCGCAGAUUUCCCAACGAGCAAACACUUCCAGCGUCUGACGGCGGGGCGACGGAACUUAGCGCUGUUCCAGCACCACGACGCGGUCACCGGCACCGCCCGCGACCCCGUGGUGGUCGACUACGGCACCAGGUUGUUUCGCUCGAUCUUGAACCUUCACCAGGUGCUGCAGAGCUCCGCCCACUGGCUGCUCCUAUCGGACAAGAGCCAGUACCACCACGACCAAUCAAAACCCUUCAUGCAAAUGGAUGACGUGAUGUCAGCGCAGGACGCUCUGCCCCGGAAGAUGCCACUCAAGCUCAGUGAUGAGCCCAGGUCAUUGAUCGUCUUCAACCCGACAGAGCAGCUUCGUUCGUCCGUCGUCAGCGUCGUCGUCGACUCUCCGGGCGCUCGCGUUGUCGAUGCAGAAACGGGUCGACCAAUGACGACACAGAUAUCUGCGGUGUGGGCAGAGCCAAGCCGUGCGUCCACAGAACAUUUCCAGCUCGACUUUGUGGUCGAACUUCCUCCUCUGUCACUCGUUGUGUAUCAUGUGACCAAAGCCUCCGUAGACUCCGCCCACCGGGCCCAGUACACCUUCCAUCGCCGUGGCAACCCACCGGCAGUCCAAUCCGAACACUUCCAGGUGUCCAGCCCAGAGGGACCUGAGGCCGACGCCCCCCUGUCGCUUAGCAACAAGCACGUCCAAAUAUGGAGCUCCCCGGAGACCGGCCUGCUGCAGAAGCUGCAGCUGCGUUCUGGUCUACUCCGUCGGGUCCAGGUCCAGUUCCUGUGGUACGGAACCAGAACCCAAACGGAGAAGAGCGGGGCUUACCUGUUCCUGCCGGGGGAUAAGGGGGCCCAGCCCUACUCGUCCUUGGAUCCCCCCUUGGUUCGGGUCUCCAGAGGUCCGGUCUUCUCUGACAUCACUUCCUGUUUCCAGCACUUCUCCCACACGGUCCGCCUGCUCCACCUGGACGGGCAUGCUGGGAGAUCCCUGGAGAUUUCCAACACGGUGGACAUCAGGUCAGAGGUCAACCGGGAGCUCGUCAUGCGGCUCGUCAGCGACGUCGCCAAUAGCAACCGCUUCUACACCGACCUCAACGGUUUCCAGAUGCAGCAGCGGCGGACCCUGUCCAAGCUCCCCCUGCAGGCCAACUUCUACCCGAUGAGCUCGGCGGCGUUCCUUCAGGACGCGGCGUCCCGCGUGUCGCUGCUGUCGGCUCAGAGUCAGGCGGUUGCGUCACUCCGGCCAGGUGAGCUGGAGGUGGUGCUGGACCGGCGGCUGCAACAGGACGAUAACCGCGGCCUCGGUCAGGGCGUCACCGACAACAAGCUGACAGCGAGUCUCUACCACCUGCUGCUUGAGGACAGGAGGGGCGGGGCUCAGGAAGUGGGAGGAGCCUCAGUGGAACACCUGUCACUGCUCGCCCACCUGAUCUCGCUCUCCCUCAGCCACCCGCCAAUGACCAUGGUCACCUCGAGUGACAGCCAGGUGCCGAAGCUCCACCGCUUCCUGCCGCUCCGCUCGUCGCUGCCGUGCGACGUUCACCUGCUGAACCUGAGGACGCUGGAGGACUCACAGAAAGCAGAAAGUCCGUCGCAGGAAGUGGCUCUCCUCCUCCACAGGAAGGGCUUUGACUGUAGCUCCACCCCCGAUGUGGAACUCCAGUGCACGUGGAGCGUGCACGAGGAGGUGAACUUGGCAGAUCUUUUCUUUCCUCUCCGCUUCCGCUCGCUCCGCCGGUCGAAUCUCACGCUGCUGCGAGAAGACGAUGAACCGGAAUCCGCCCGGCGACAGCAGACCUGCCUGCGACCAAUGGAAAUCAGCGCUUUCCGCGUCGAGCUCGACUGAAUAACGAGACUUUUUGCGAUUAGUCGACGAUCAGAAACUAGGAAUAUUAUUAAAACAAACAAAUAAUCCGUUAAACAUUAAUGUAAAAAAGAAACAACACACCAAAACUAGAAAGUUAAAGAUUAUUACACUUUUUAAAUUUAACGUAAGCAGCUGAGCUUUAAAAGAAGAAAAUAAGUCCAACUGAAGAUCUGGCAAACUUUCUAUCAACAAAGUUUUUAAUGCAAAAAUAAAAAAGGGAAAAGCAAUGAAAUACACAAAUAUUGAAAUUAUUCUUUACAAAUAUAAAUUUACAAAACAGAAAAAGAGAACACAUGAAGGAGUUGAAUAUUUUCUCAGAUUUUUAUUUUGUAAACUUGAUUAAUGUGACACUAUUUACAUCUUUCCACUGUGAACACGGAAAUAAUCUUCCACAGGUAAAAAUAAAAGGUCAGUUUGAAUUUCACAGUUCAGUGUAAAGGUCACAGAGAGAUAAACGCAAUAUAUCUGAUAAUCACUGAAAUGAAUGUGUGGGUGUGUGCAUGGGGGGGGGGGGUGUUUCAAAAAACUUUCCUUCAAUGCGUUUGUUUAUUUUUGUGUAAUUUUCAGACGUAAUUGUUUCCAAAAUGCACAUAUUCACUUGAAGCUGUGUCUACGGUGCAUGAAUGUAAGUCGCUUUGGAUAAAAGCAUCAGCUAAAUGAAAUGUAAUGAAUAUUCAUUUAAAUAUAAUUUUCUGUAUUUACUGUGAAAGGGACAUUUUUGGGAAACUAUCGAAUCUUCUGGGUAUUUUUUUAAUUUAGAAAUUCUCUAUAUUUUUUAUAAAGAGGUUUAUUGUUUAAACAUAUCUGAAAAUAAAUAAAUAAUGUUUUACUUGAAA
Molecule: messenger RNA, 4530 nt
Organism: Cyclopterus lumpus (lumpfish)
Lineage: Eukaryota; Metazoa; Chordata; Actinopteri; Perciformes; Cyclopteridae
Gene: man2a1
Product: mannosidase, alpha, class 2A, member 1
Exons: 24
Coding region: 239-3673 (1144 amino acids)
Biological process (GO): N-glycan processing; mannose metabolic process; protein deglycosylation
Cellular component (GO): Golgi membrane
Molecular function (GO): alpha-mannosidase activity; carbohydrate binding
Source: RefSeq, a predicted model, not a curated record